Xyrichtys novacula (pearly razorfish) is the source of this 240-nucleotide messenger RNA. Lineage: Eukaryota; Metazoa; Chordata; Actinopteri; Labriformes; Labridae. The record is from the annotation of a GenBank genome assembly.
AUGGCGAAUAUUGUGUUUGGUUUUUUUCUUCUUAUUAUUCAACCAAUUUGCCAAACCCAGAAGAGGAACGAAAUGAAGAACAGAGAAUUGAUCCAAAUGAAUCGACUCCCAAAGAAGAGCCGAACUUCCCCUCACUAUCCUCCACCACCACCACCACGAUCAGCGUCACCGUCAGCCCACAGUCAGUCGCUCUGUGCUGGGUCUACGGGCGAGGAGUGUCCCCCCUUACUCUCGGGGUAA